UUUUUUUCCCAUUUCUUUAUAUAACCCAGGGUCGUUCGCCCGUGAUGAUGGCGUCGACACCUGUUUGUACAUGAUAUUCUUAUUCUUGUCUUGUAACUCUCGGCACCAUCUACUUUACCAAGCAGGCAUUGUUCUCCUGCCCAAGCUGCCCUGAACAUGACAGAAGCAUCCACGCACGACGACAAGAUGGCAGAACAAUCUGGCAUCAGAACCGACGUCCAAGCGGUCCCGCAAGCCGUGGGUGCCGUCGCUCCCGUCCCAACACCCACAGCUUGGACGGAGAAGUCCUCUGGUCAAACAAACGACCAACUCUCAGCCGUCGAACAAGGGCCCCAAGACGAUGCCGUCGCCCCUCUCCGGAAACGCAGCAGGCUGGGGGAGCGUCCGGCCGUCUUCAAGACCACGGUGCACGAAGUCCUCUUCGUCUUCAUGGCGACGUCGGCGGUCAUGUCGUGGUCGUUUUUGGUCGGCGCCGUCGCCACCGUGACGGCCCAGAUCGGCCACGACCUCGGCAUGUCGCAGGGCGAGAUCACCUGGAUCGCCGCCUCGACCUCUCUCACCGCCGGCGCCUUCCAGCUGGCCCUCGGACAGCUCGCCGACCUCCUGGGCCGCCGCCUCAUGUUCAUCAGCGGCCUGGCCUCCUUCUCCCUCUUUGCCGUCGUGGCGGGCUUCGCCCAGAACCCCUUCUGGAUGGACAUACUCUGCGGCUUCCUGGGCAUCAGCACCGCCAUGAUGGUUCCCCCCGCCAUCGGCAUCCUCGGCGCGUCGUACGCCCGGCCGUCCAAGCGCAAGAACAUUGCCUUCUCGGCCUUUAGCUCCGGAAACCCCGUCGGUUUUGCGCUGGGCAGCAUCCUGGGCGGCGUGGCGGCCAAGGUGUUCAACUGGAGGGCCAUCUUCUUCAUGAUCGCCAUCAUCUGGGGCGUGCUCGCCGUGGUUGCCUUUUGGGUCGUGCCGAGCGUCGAAGCCUUUGACGACGAGGCAGGCAGCAGCGGCGUGGACGGUCCCGCCAAGGCUGCGCCGUCCACCGGUGCUCAGCUGCGCGAUUUCUUCCGCAAGUUCGACACGCUGGGCGCCGCCCUCACGCUCUUCGGCACCGGCUUCUUCACGGCCGCCAUUACGCUGGCUCCACACGACGGUUGGGCCGCGCCCCAGGUUCUGUCGCUGCUCAUCGUGGGCUUCGUCAUGAUCUGCGUCUUUUUGUACUGGGAGACGUACUGGCCUCACCCCCUAAUGCCGCCCAAGAUCUGGAAGGACAGGAACUUUUCUCUCCUCAUCGCUUCGCUCGUGCUCGGUAUCAUGGCUUUCAACUCGUCGUCCUUCUGGCUGUCGCUGUUCCUCCAACAAGUGCAGAGCCUCGACUCCCUCGAGGUCGGCGUCCGCCUGCUGCCUCAGACCAUCGCCGGACUGACCUGGAACAUCGUGGCGGGGGUUCUCCUCCACCGGGUCAACAAUACGAUCCUCCACGGGAUCGGUGCUGUCGCGUACCUUGUCGCAAACCUUCUGCUGUCGUUCAUGAGGCCCGAUUCGAGCUAUUGGGCUUUUAUCUUUCCGUCCCUCAUCAUCCAGGUCAUUGGUGCCGAUUUCCAAUUCAACGUGGUGAAUAUGUACGUGAUGCAGUCUCUCCCAUCCCACCAGCAAGCGCUCGCGGGAGGCAUCUUCAACACCAUGGUCCGCCUCUGCUCGACCCUGGCUCUGGGAAUUUCCACGGCCGUCUACGGCGGCGUGGAGCAGACAGAGGCGGGGAGGCAGGAUCCCAUGCUCGGCUACACCCGGGCCUUGCAGGUGUCGGUUGCGCUUGCCGCCGGCGGCAUACUCUUUGUGCCCUUUAUCCGCGUCGGGACUCAGGGCAACGACAGGUUCGAAGACGAUGGCGAGGAGCAGGUUGUUAGUGAAAAGAAGUGAUCGCCUCUGGGGUUUGAGAUUACGAUUCCCUGUGGCAAUUCGCUACGUAAUCCUCAUGGAAGUACCAGUUGCGAUUGGCCUUUGGGGUCUGCAUAUACGGAAAGGCUCGACAGGUGGAGGACACAGUCUCCGUCGUUGUGCCAUAAUAGGCAUGAAGUUUUGGAUUCAGACGCAAAAGAUACCCGAUAGCAUGUUGUAUAUUUCUAAUUAAUUCCUACAUAAUGACCGUUCAAUCUGCAGCUGUC
Molecule: messenger RNA, 2147 nt
Organism: Pyricularia oryzae 70-15
Lineage: Eukaryota; Fungi; Ascomycota; Sordariomycetes; Magnaporthales; Pyriculariaceae
Exons: 3
Coding region: 157-1902 (581 amino acids)
Biological process (GO): transmembrane transport
Cellular component (GO): membrane
Molecular function (GO): transmembrane transporter activity
Source: RefSeq, a predicted model, not a curated record